AGGAAGGAGAGAAUGAUUCUCCUUGGAUUUAGAACGCCAAGAAAAAUCCACCUGUCGGCCAUUGUACAUUAACGAGAGCGAGCGAGGUAUCCAACUCGGUAGCGUCGAGGGAGUGAGUUUUUACGUUUGCUGUGUUGACCACUCUUCGUACCUUGAACACUGCAGUUGAUCGAACUCAAUCAAACCGAAUAUUUCCGGUUCCUAUAGGUUAAUUAGUCUUUUAGUUUAAUCACGCAAACAAGAAUUUGUACAACGAGCGCGUCCGAGAUGCGAGUUGAGACCCUGCUUACCUGGUCAUGAACUCUAUGCAUUGCCUGCCAAAGAAGUGUCAUUGACUUUUAUCUCCGAUGUUUCCAAACGAAUCUAGUUCAGAUGAGAUUUCAGCGGAAUCAAGCGAUGCCUUUGUACAAAUCCGCAAGGAGCCUGCCGAGCACAGGGGUGUUUUCGGAGGGGUAAUGGCGACUACCUCCUUUGAUUCUCAGCGCCCUCUCUGCCCUGUGGACCAAGUGCCUGUAUCAAGGGAUUCAACCAGGGACCACACUCUCAGUGGUGCUAUCAGCGUAAUUUCUGCAACAGGCAACAUCAGCAGCACCUCGGACGACAAGGCUGAGCAGGAAAGCAGCCGCCGUGCAUCCGUCGCGCUAAACACUACACACGUUGUCUAUUCCAAAGAACAAGCUCGACCUGAGGUUGCCAUGACUGAGGAGGCGGUGACACAGGAACGAGCUACCAGAAUUAUGAUGCACACAGUGGCAGCAGCAAAAGCAGCUGGUCCCUGCGACCCCAAGUCUGAGGCUGGGCCGCGCGUGGUGACGGUGGUGCGCGCGUCAGCCAAACUCUCAGCGUCUGUGAUAUUCCCAAGCUCAAGGUGUGGCGCGGCGGUCACUCCGUCCCUGCAGCACAAGGGCAGCGACCGGACUGGCCAACAGGCACAACCGUCGGCCUCUGGAGCCGGCCCCCUUGGUUCUUCCAGCAGCACCCGUCUGCAGCAUUGUGCACAAAGUCACACGCCCCUAAACACUCAGGCCAACUCUGAUCCAAAAACUAGCCAAGUCCCACUGACAACACCACACUCUCCUUGCAAUAAGGACCUUACGAUGAUGAAGUAUCCUGCAACUGCUAACCUUAAGAACGUCAUCGAACAACAACUCUGGCCAAAACAAGGUGCUGCCUUUAAAGACAUGCUCUCUGCAGUGAAAAGUUAUAACUUGAAUGUAAUCAUUCCGAAAAACCGGCUGUACGGACCAGCCUCAAACGCCGACUGGGGCAUCCCGCGCGGUUGCGGCCUGCUAGGCGGUGGGGAAAGUUCGCUUAACAACGGCACCUCUGGUUGGGGCACUCCUCCCGCCAGCUCAGCCAACAGCGCCGGUUGGGGCCAAAACGCGAGCUCUGCCCCAAAUGCUCAGACCGCCGCCCAGGGCUCAGCUCAGUGGGGAGCGGCCACUCGUCCUGUCCAACCUGCGGGACCCAGCGGCCAGCCUAACAAGGGCAGCCAGUCGCCCCAGCAGCAGCAGCCUGUGCAACAGCCUAUUCAGCCUAGCAGCGCCUCAGGUGGCCAGCAACAGAACCAGCAGCAGCAACCUCCUAGUCAGCAAGCGACGCAGGCGGGAAAUGGAACAGGCCAGCCGGCCCAGCCCUCCAAUGGAUCUCCCUCGUGGGCACAAGCAGCCGGCGGUGCCGGUGGUGGCCCAGGCAAGGGCCCAGGUCAGCCCCCAGGCUCAAAUGGCGGCCCGGGAGCCACAGGCACGACCUCGUCCAAGCAACUGGAGCAGAUUAACUCCAUGCGCGAAGCCCUUCUCAGCCAAGAUGGAUGGGGCGGACAACACGUCAAUCAAGACACAGGUUGGGACAUCCCAAACUCACCUGAACCAGGUAUGAAGGAAGGCGGUGGAUGGAAACCCAACGUCAACAACGGCACCGAUUUAUGGGAAGCCAACCUUCGGAACGGUGGACAACCGACCCAGCAGCCGGCGGCCAAGACCCCAUGGGGCCACACGCCCUCGACCAACAUCGGAGGCACCUGGGGUGAGGAUGACGACGUCAGUGACAACGCCAAUAUGUGGCAAGGUGUCCCGAACACCGGUGGAGGUGGUGGCGGCGGCGGCGGUGGCGGCGGCGGCGGCGGGCCAUCUGGCCCUCAAUGGGGCGCCGGACCGACCGCAAUUCCCAAGAAAGAGUCUGACUGGGGCCCAGGCGGCAGCACCUGGGGCGAUGCGCGUGACAUGCGCGCCAUGGGCAUGGACCCGCGGGCCGCAGCCACCGCGGAGCGCGACCUGCGUGGCUCAAUGGGCAUGGACAUGGGCGGCCGUGGAGACAUGAUGCGCCCAGACAUGAUGAUGAACCCCAGAGAUCCUCGCCUCGGCGGUGGUGCUGGCGGUGGAGGACGUAUGAACGGUGAAGGGCCCAUGUGGGGAGCCCCCAAGGGCCAGCAGCCACCCGUCAACCAGUGGGGCGGACCACCCAACAAGGAGAUGAAGACCCCCUCUGGCUGGGAAGAGCCAUCACCGCCUGCGCAGCGGCGCCAAAUCCAGAACUACGACGACGGCACCUCGCUGUGGGGCAAUCCAGGUAACCCGCAGGCGCCCACUUGGCGCGGUGGUCCGACCAAGGCGGACGGCGGCAAGGUAUCCCACUGGAAGGACAUUCCGCACCCCAGCAUGGGAGGACGCAGCUCGGGCAUGCAGUGCCCACCGGGCAUGGCCCAAGGCCGUGGAAUGCCCAGCGGCGGCGGUAUGAAGCCGGACGUGGCCAUGUGGGGCCACCCUCAGCGCAACGGCUCCUGGGACGGACCCCAAGGGCCACAUGACGGACCCUCUGGCUGGGGUGACGACUCAGCAGCGGCCAAGAUGGGUGGCUGGAAUGAGCCUAAUAUGAUGGCCCAGGGCUCGUGGGGCGGACCUAAGCCCAAGAUGGGCUGGGGCGACACCUCUGACGUCGACCCGUCCUCGUGGGGCCACCCCAAACCCGGCCCGAAGCCUCUGACCAAGGACAUGAUCUGGGCUAGCAAGCAGUUUAGGCUGAUGACCGAGAUGAACAUCGGCUACAAGAAGGACGACAUCGAGAACGCUCUGCGCUCCACCAACAUGAACAUGGAGGACGCCAUUGAGCUGCUGAACAGCAUGCGAGACGGCUUCCGCCGAUCUGAUGAACAUCCGUUUGACCUCGGCGGCUCAGGGGGCCCCCACCCUGGAGGCCCUGGCGGCGGCGGCUACCCUGGUAGGGUUGGGUACAACCCUCCUCAGCAGAUGCCCUUCGCACCACCGGGCCCUGGUGUGAACAAUGCCCCUAGUCUUAUGAACAAUGCGAACAACCCUAGUCUACCCAGUAUUAAUACAAUGAGCCCAGCCAUUGUGCAGAAGAUUUUAACCCAGCAGCCACCCCCUGCUGCUGCUGCACAGCCAUCCACUCAGCAACCCUUCCAGUCGGUGCAGCGAACUCCACUCAGCCAGCCGCAGCCUUCUGCCGCCCAGUUGCGCAUGCUCGUGCAGCAAAUCCAAACCGCGGUUCAAUCAGGCCAUCUCAACCCACAGAUUCUGAACCAGCCACUGGCCCCGCAAACACUGCAGCUACUGAACCAGCUGUUGAACCAGAUAAAGUUGCAGCACAGCUUAGUGCAGCAGCAGACGCUGAUCAGUCUUCAGCCGCUGACGAAACAACAAAACCAGAACCAUUUGCAGAUUUCUGUGCAGAUCACCAAGACGAAGCAGACAAUUGCCAACCUGCAAAACCAGAUCGCGGCACAGCAAGCGCUCUUUGUCAAGCAGCAGAGCAACAUGUCAAGCGGCCAGCAGGCCGACUAUUUCCCCAAGCCUCCCAUGCCUGAUCCAACUAUGUCACUCGACGUCAGCCUUGGACACCUCUCCAUCAAGGAACCUCAAUCACAGCAGUCCCGCCUGAAUCAAUGGAUCAAACAAGACAAAGACAAUGACGGUUCGAUCAACGAAUUUGACCGCGCACCUGGCAAUUCAAAGAGCCAGUCGCACACCUCACCCAAUAUGAACCCACUGCUCGGUCAGGCAGACAGCACGUGGUCCUCAGUCGGGCGUGGCGCUGGCGACUCAGGUUGGCCGGACAGCUCUGCUGAGCUGGGUGGUGGUGCGCAGAACGACAACACCAACUCUUUCGAGGUGCCAGAAUUUGAGCCUGGCAAGCCGUGGAAGGGCAGUAACCUGAAGAACAUCGAGGACGACCCCACUUUGACGCCAGGUUCUGUCAUGCCAUCGCCGUUGUCGGUGCCUACCAUCAAAGACUCAGUCUUCUCAACCAACAAGACUUCGCCUCCAUCAAGCAUUGUGUCGUCGGCCGCGGACACCAUGUCCUCGGUCGGCCUGUCUAACCCCACCUGGAGCUACAACUCUGCCUCCUCGGGCUCAGCUUUCGCAAGUUUGAGCAACAAUGGCAGCGGACCUCGCGCCACGGGUGGUUCCUCCUCGUGGAGCACUGGUGGCUGGGGUGGAUCAACCUGGCUGCUUCUGCGCAACCUGACUCCUCAGAUUGACGGCUCCACCCUGAAAACUCUGUGUCUGCAGCACGGACCUCUGCUAAAUUUCCAUCUCUACCUGAAUCAUGGCCUGGCCAUGGCCAAGUAUCAAACUCGUGAAGAGGCCGCCAAGGCCCAAGGCGCGCUAAACAACUGCGUGCUGAGCAACACAACCAUCUUCGCUGAAUCGCCUGCCGACAGUGAGGUGCACAGCUUGAUGAGCCAGCUGCAUAGCUCUGGCUCUCAAGGCCCCAGUAGCGGGGCAGGCUGGGGUAACCUGCGGCCUGGCUCAGGCCCCGCCAGCGGCCAAAGCGGCAGCGCCGCAUCGGCCGGCGGUCAGCAAGGCGGCCAGCAACCCAACAAGCCUCCCCCAGACGCAUGGGGUGGCGGUGGCGGAAGCAGCAGCCAACUGUGGUCGGCGCCGACCUCGGCGUCAUCACUGUGGGGCGCUGCGCCACUUGACGCCGGCGACCAACAUCGCGCGACGCCCUCGUCGCUAAAUUCGUUCCUGCCGGGCGACCUGCUCGGCGAGGGCAUGUGAGGUAGGCAGCACCCCUCCUCCGCUUGCACCACGAACCGACGCGCCGCCUGAUUGUUCCAAUCGCUAAGAUAAACGAAAAAUAACUAGCUUUGAUCCCGAGCUCGAAAACAAUCGGACAGAGUCCCACCCGAAUCAAGUAUGACUAUUCAUAGUAGGACACGACGUGUUUUCCGCUUUAAACCCCUGUGAUCUCAACGUCCUUUUGUCAACUGCACGAGACAGCGCAACCGUGCUGGAGUUGCGUCUGCUUGUGCUACUAAAUUUAUUGAAACUAUUAAUAAAAAAAAUGAAAAACACACAACACACACAUACACAAUGACAUUUAAUAAUGUAAAGAAUAAGAUUACUUGUAAAAACAGGUGAUAUUCGAACGAUCAUGAUGUCUUCACACUACUGGUAAUAUUCUUGUAUGGCAAAAUAAUCGAGAGAGAUACUUUUUAGAAAUACCGUUAGCUGCAGACGAAACACGUUCAGCGCGACACCCGAAUCAGAGCACGAGUGUUCGAUCCAUGACCUCGGCAGUUAGAAAUCUCGUCGCUCUUGAUUAUUUACCUCGACUUUGGGGCUGAAUAUCACAAACACGCGAGACGCCGGCCUAAUGGCGGGCGUCUCGAGAUUUUCCAAAUGAAAAAUACAGAAAAGAAUACAGCGCUGUGAAUUCAUAGUGGCUUUUUUCGAUGACGAACAGAAAGUUUUAAGCGAUCCGGAGUGUAUGUCUCCUUAAGGCGCGUGCAAUUGGGCGAAAUAAUUCCAAUCAAUCGUAGUUAAUUUAAGUGCUGUGUGUCGGUUUUCCGCUUGAAAAGGUGCAAAUGCGACUCAAACGUGCACUUCUUUUUUCUGAUACGUAGACGUUAGGCCGUUCAAGAUAUUUGUCACAUUUUCUAAAGUUCCCUCUGCAGCUGUGUGGCAUGGAGAGGGUUUCUACCGCUCUAUUCAGAAUCCUCCCUCGCGAUUCAAACGAGCGUUAAUCCGAAAUGAUGAAAAAUGCCAAGCUUUAGUAUGUAAGAAGGCUAAUGAAGAGGAAGAUUAUCAUUAAUUAAACAAACAGAAAACAACUACAAUUAAGAUUAACGACACAAAGUAAAAGUGACGGCCGAUGAGUAUAAAUUCACGCGCGCGCGCACUCACACAUACACAUGUACACAUUAAUGAAAAACACUUAAAUGUUGCGUCACUAGGAUAUUUAGAGUAUCGUGUUUAAGGCUCUUCUUCCUCGACGACGUUGAUGAAUAUCUUAAUUGUUCUCUGCGUGUACCAAAAUAAAUUUGGAAAUGAUUAUCACGUUAAUGCUAAUCAUAAGGAUUCCUAAGUGUUAAGCCAGGUAGGCUGUAAGUUUUUUCUGCUGCUGAAAUUUAAAACAUUUUGGAUAAGCUAAGCUGUUAAAAUUUAAGAUCUCUGACCCGGCACGGAUAAAAAGGCGUCUUGUGCGAUUAAUAAUCGAAUCAUGCCAAUAUGAAUUAACGUGAGAAUCAAAUUAAUUGUUGUCGUUAUUUAAAUCGAUUUAAUUACCUGACCUUGUGAGCUAAUGCAACUCGGGCGCGUUUUUAUCCGUGCAACUGAAUGUGAUAAAAACACUAUAUGUGUAUAUAGAAUAUAAAUGAUACGUUGUGCAUAUUGAGCGAAAACAACACACACAUACAUAACAUACAGACACACAUUUUCGUCAAUUUUAAUGAUAAAACGAUCGAUGAUGAGACGAAUGUUGAGCCCUGACGCUCUCGCUUCGUCAGAGCUUUGGCGUAAGAAAUCACACCCAACACACACGUUUCAACAGCCUGAAAGGGUAAAUUCAUUGUAAUAGUAGACGAUUGAAAAAAAAGAAUAUUAGCAAUCAACCAAAAGGUGGUAAUGUUUCAUUGCUCGAUUUCGUUCUUUAAACAAAACGCAGUUUGAAAUCACACGAUACACACAUACACACACAACACGGCGAUCCUAUUUUCAACAACAAAAGUCGUUCUUAAAAAGUACAAGUGUUCACGUAAGUCAUAAUAACUAAAUAAAUAAUUAUAUUGAGGCCUGAUAGAAUUAUAAUGUUGCGACGAUGAUGAUGAUGAUUAAUGAAUAAUAUUUGAAAGACUCAUUACGGAAAAGUCCAUCCUUGCCUUCUUUGCUUAUAUGUCGACGCUUUUAAUUAAUUGAUGAUUCUCUAAUUUUGUAUUCUUAAUUAAUGCGCUACACUGAAGUGAAUGGGAUAAGAUUAUAAUACGAAAGAGAACAAUUACCAGCUACCAAAACGCAAAAUUAAGUAAUGUUAAUACUUUGGGUGAGUGCAUUUGAGAGAGUCCUUGUCUCUCGGACGACGAGUGAGGUAGGCGUCUCAAAAAUACUUAAAAAACCAAUCAACAAACAAUAAAUUUACGCGACCAUUGUGAUUUGUGAUGAGACACAUUUACAGCCGCUCAAGUGGCCAAUUGAUCAGUUAAAAUAGUUGAUCGAGUGCUAAUAACAAACUUGUUUAGCUUUAGCAUCGCUGGGUUUUUCUGUUGUUAUUUACUUCUGAUGCUCGGGGCUUCUCACAUUAGCAUGUCGGAAAACGGUGUGGAGAAAAAGUUGAAAAAAAACGAGCGAGAAAUGUGUUGCGGCUGCCAAAGUCCUGAGAGCAAUUAUUCCAAAAUUACAAUACGCCAUGUCACACGAUUGCGCGCAGAAGCAAGGUAUCGGCUCUCUUAAGCCUUUGAUUUUUGUUGUUGACCACCGAGAGACUCCUUUUCUUCCGUUGACCUAAUAUUAUUGCUUUGUGCAAACGCGUCAUAGAUUUUUCUCCUACUUGUGAUUUUGGCGUCGAGCCGAUUCCUUGAUGCGCGUGCCGAUCCGUUCUUUUGUUGUCAUUAGCUAAUAUUUUGCAAAUCCAGUAUUUUGUGAUGAUGCAGAGUGCCACCUAUAAUUACUAUGCAUGAUGAUUAUGCUUUCCUUACUCGUAAUUAUGAUCGUAUUAUUAUUCCUUUGGUUUAUGAUGCAUUAUUUGUGUAAAACUGACCACUUGUAUGUCCAAUAUAAUUAAUUACUAUUAUAUAUGAUUUUACCAUUUAGGUGAUUAUUUGAUUAUUAUCGUCGUCAUUUAUUUUAAAAUACAGGCGCAUGCUGCUAAAAAUAAUACUGAACGCUGCUUAUUAUUUCAUUUCUUUUGCUGCUUCCUCUUCUUCAUGUGCGUGAAUUGAAGAGCUGCUGAUUGAUUGAUUGAUGAUUAUUAUCGUGUAGGUUUUGUUGCUUUUGAUCGCGAAACGAUCUCUUCUCCUAAGUAAAGUCUGGUUUGUCACUCGAAAUGACAAAAUAAAAUCCUCCCUAAGAACAGUCAAGUUUGAAUUCAUUCUCAAAGUCGGCCUUUGCUGCCAUUCGACCAAUGAAACGCACUAAAUCAGGAGUGACAGGCACAGACUAAAGAUAAACUCUUGGAAAGUCAUUCCCUGUUUAGUUUUGGUUGUGAAUUCUUAUAAUGUAGAUAAUAUACUCACGGGCCCCGCACUUUAGAUAGGCUGACUUUGUUUAAUUAAUUAAUUAUUGUCCUACACGCAACACACACUUCUUGGGUGCGGCAUCUGCUUUCACUCACAGCUUCUGCUUUUCUUCUCAGCACAACAAACACACACAUACACACACGUGAAAAUCUCGAUUCCAUUUUGGCCUAAUUAAGUGUCGUUUCUACAUUUUCCAUAGCAGAAAAACAACCAUGUGAUAAUCGAACACACGCGUCAAAAUUUUCACUCAACUCGGGCCGCCGCGUCCGUAUUUUGGCCUUUGCAUCCCGAUUUUUCUCCUCGCAAACCGUCCUCACACACGAGUAAAAUUAGCCAUGUGACGAAACCUGUCUCCUGCUCGAACGGGGCCCAGUCAUCAAUUAACAAAAGAAACUAUGCAGAUGGUUGUUAAGGAAGUAAAGUAAAUUUAAUGUAUUUUUGUCAAAGUGAAACUUCCGAGGCCAGUUGUGAUAGUGAAUAUCGACUUUUGCUCGGACGGUCACUUAAUUCAAUAAAGAGAAAAGAAAAGAAAAAAUAACGUGCAGUCGCAAACACCUGACGCCUUCUGUGCUGGAUGUCGUGUCUCCCGACUGACCGACGAGUGGCGCCAAACACGCUUUCUGCUGGAUGCCUUCGACUCUUUGAUUCCGUUGCAAACUCUCCAUUCGAAACUACAAAGUAUUACACAAUAAACGUACAAUCAAAUUUAAACACAGUUGUUAGCGAGCAGUAGGGUUAAGGGGCAGAUGAAUGGAGGGAGAGAUGGCCUUUCAAAAGACCCACCCCCGUGGACACGAGGUCGACGAGGUUCCAUUGGACGAAUCUAUCACACACAUAUUUAUAUUAUAAAAACACUCCCCAAACGUUUUUUGCAAGUUUCGCAACGACUUUCGGUCCUAACCUGGCGCCACUUUGACGUUACUCGGAUCAACACGCGUGUCGACAGAACAAUAAAUGUGUCAAUAUUAACCAUAUUUAAAAGCAGGCGCGAUUCAUGAAUUUAAAACUCGGGAAUGCAUAAGACUACGAUGAUGUUUUCUAUGAAUAAGGUGUGUCGUUGAAUGUCUAAUUUACUCCGCGAUAUAUCUUAAGAAUUGUGUUCAUCAGAGUGAGUAAAUGACGGUAUUAAAGGCAUAAGGGUUUCAUAGGCUUAAGUAAACAAAAAAAAAUACAAAAAUCUAAAAAAAUGUCCCUGGAUGCGAGAAUUCCCCUUACCCUGUAAAGGCGUGUGAAAGGAAUGAGUGAACGGGUGGAGGUUAUUCCAGGGUCCCUAUUAGCGAAUGCAUUCUCCCGUGUAACCAAAGAGUUCAACCCGCUUGCCUGUGGCCAACAACCAUAUGUGUGACGUAGCAAAGCUUGUUGUUUCCCCUCCGCAAUAUUACAUAUUAUAUUACGUCGUACUGUGUGCAAACUCUUCCUAACUCUGCAUUUUGAUUUCCUUGUCAGUGAAGAAGUAAAAAGUAAACAAAGGUUUGAGUUGAUUCUCGUGACUAUAUACGCUCCGAUUCCAAUGAUUUUAACGGGUUGUGAUUACGAAUUAAAAGAUGAUAUCAACCACUCGCCAGAAAAAAAGGUUUAGAUAAGACGGACAGAGACACACUCUUUUGAAACGGGCACAAAAUGUAGAAUGACUUGAACGACGACUAAAAUUUCGAAACACUCGACUCGCACGAUUCCAAUCAAUUCGGAAAGAAAUCCAAGUGCCUUCAGUGUGCUGACGAAACCUUCAGUUUUUUCCAUUUUUGUGUGUGCACUCGAAUCGAUUUAGUUUGUAUAACUCGGGUGACGGGUUAGUUUGUUAAUUUUAUGAUUUUAAAAAUCAGAAGACACGCUUUUCUCGCUGGAGCCAGCGCAGAGCCGCCUGCCAGAAUCAAUGGUUGCUCAAAUUCUCUCUUUAUCUCUCUGCCCUUCCAUCGUUGAACGUGCAUUUUUAUAAUAUGACUUGUGAUUUAACUAAUCAGUUGAAUUAAGAGUAUUUUCCGGGGAAAAUUGUAUAAGACUUGUCGCGAUGCUCACACUCCCUCACGCUCCCGCUAGUCACCGAAUCGACUUCUCUCGCGUUCCUGAUUCGUCGUCGUUUUUCUUGGAUAAUUAAUUAGUGAACUCGAUGAUUGCACUACACGAAUGAUAUGUAGGCAGCGGUGGCGGCGGCUGGCGCAGGCGAAAGCCCCAUGCACAUUGUUCCUUUGUUGAUUUGUGCGGCACAAAACUCACGAUUGGUCAAAACGCGUUUCAAAUUGGUAAACUGCUGACGUGCCUUUUUCCAUUGGAUGCGAUGAAUGCGAUUGGAUGUGGAGAAUUCACAAAAUAACGCAGUCGACAAGAUUCAGUUGUUCCUCGAUAGAGAUUUAUACUAGCUAAACAAACAAAUUGUAACCAAAAAUCCAGCUGGCCGCUUAUUUCCUCGCAAUAAUUAAAAACAAUGAAAUACAUUCGAAUGGACCCUCUUCCAAAACUCAACAACUAACUCUCAUUUUGUGAUUGCCAUAUCCUAACGUUAGGUACAUUUCGUCUCCUCGAAUUCUGGGGAAUAAUCAAACUCGGUUUUGCGAUAUCAGUUCAGGGGGGAAAUUGUUGACUUUUGCGAGCGGUCUAUUGGAAUAUCGUUCAACAUGCAUUUUAUAAGCAAAACCAAGUGAAAAUGAAUCAAAACUAGCCGAAAAUUCUCCAUAAAUGUCUUGUGGCCUUACGAUGACAAAACGAAACAACAAUAAUCCUACCGAACAUCAACAACUAACUAACAAACAAACAAACGCCCUUCUUAACCCCUUGAAACCGUAUAGAGCGAUUGCUGUUUCAGUAUUUUUGAAUCCAAAUCAAUUCGACUCGGAAGGAAACGCGUUCUGUGAAAAUAUGGGAGGGAAAAAAGUGCCGGAGAGAAUAGAACGCUUACUUAGCAACACACACACACACACUCACACAUAUUUCCUGCCUAAGAGUAAUCACGACGCAACAUAUCAAGCAAUCGCAUUAAUGAUUAGUACACACAAACACACACACAGACGUUUCGAUUGUUAGUUACCCCCGGCGUGCGUUGGACGACUCGUUUUCAAAUUGCUCUUUUCUGCCGCUCUUUGUCACUCCUCUAUAGGUCUAAUUGUGUGUAAUAGUGUAAGGAAAAAAACCGUUAAGAUCAAAAUUCGCCAAUCAUCAAAGUACAAGCAAGUCGGACGCCUUUCGACUCGCACUGGAAGAGAAACAGUUCUAGGCCAAGCCACUUUUUCUUGUCGUUUUCACCCCCCGUGACGUCCCCGCCCCGCCCCCCUCUGAAUGCGUGACUCUUCCUCGUGUCGGCGUGAGUGCGUAUUUGCGUGUCACUCAAGUAGCAAGAAAGAAAGCUGCAUAUUAUAUCUCUAAGGUUGCCCCGUCGACAUGCCAAACUACUGCCUCGGAACUUUCGUGGACUUUUGGCCAACUCAAUAUUAAAUAAAUAGUAUAUUUAUGCUUUCUCUCAUAUCGGGCCAUGUUGUUUGCAGUGGUGACUCUUAUGAAAUAAGUCAAUUUCCGUUGUCAGCAAUCGUCCAGCAAACGAAUGGAGCUUUUCGCGAGACGCCCCUCCCUGCAAGCGUGAUUUCCGGAUUUUUUGCCCCCCUUCGGCUCGAGCGGCUGCCGUCGAUCCCUUUCGUCCGCCUCCCCGGCGCUUUCGUGGUGUACCGAGCGGCUGCCAGUGGCGCCACGUGCAGGCGUCGGCCUCGGCCGGGGCCUGCCACGCUUUUAAACCGCAGACGAAGCUCAUGUUCAAAUCCACGACGUGAUUUGAAGGCCCGAAACAACUUGCGAUUGCAUUUUCCUCCCUCGUUCCACUGAAGACACUGCGCUGCGGACACCACGGGGCAUCCGGUCGGGGCGGAUUUCGCUCAUUUGUCCGCACGGGUGGGUGGGAGGCUCGCCGUGUCGAUUGUCGAUAUAAAGCCGCGGCUCUUUGCGUUGUUUACCAGCCGUGUGAUAGCCAAGUACCUGAACGAAACGCCGCAAAGGUUCGACCACCACCAUCACUACCACCAACUGCAAAAUCACCAAGUCAUUUGGCUGCUCUUGAACUUUGAGAACGCUUCAUUCCAAUAAUCGUUAGUUCUGUCAUAAGCGCGCGUGUGAUAAUAUGUAAUUAACCCCCUUUGAAAUGUGCGAGCUGAAAAGAAAACGAUCAAAAAUUUGUGGUUCAUUUCCGCGGCAGCUGGCUGAACUGGUUUAGCGAGCGGCUUUUCACUUGAAUUUGCGCCCCAGCCGGGGUUAACAGAGCGCUUGUUCCCGCCUCGUCAGGGUCGGCGACUGACCUAACUAACAUUUGCUGGUCGAAACCGAUUUGGUUGCUUGUUGAAUUCCCGAGAGUUAACCACGAACACUGACUGAAAGGCAGCUAGCUAUAUAAAAAAAAAUAGUCGAUUACACCAGAGAUCAAAUGAAGUAAAAUGCGCUAAAAGUAAAUUUACGCCGUAGGCUAAUUUUUCAGCAGAGUAUAUUAAAUAUGAAUUUCUCCGUGUGCCAUGUUGGGAAAACUGGAAGAGAGUGAUUUAGAGGAAAGGAAAGCUGUACUUUUAUCGUGUCUCACGCGUUAGGCUUAAAACAAAAAUCAGCAGUUUCGAUUGUGACGGGGCAAGCGGACACUCUCCGCGGGUGUUCGUGUUUUUUCUUCCAAAUCCACGCAAUAUAUACUCAAGUUGGCAAAGUUUGCGGGCGAGAGUCUAUGUGCUACGUUAUUAUUUUAAUUAUUAGUACUAUACUGUGACUGUAACAAUUUAUUAUUACAUGAUAUAUAUUAUGAAUAUAUGCAACACGCGCGUAAACUAGAUUUAAGGAUCAUACACACAUAAACACUUACACUUACACACACACACGAACGCAGUUUGAUUUUUGUAAGGUUAGAAUUAGGAUUUGAAUUUCAUAACUGUAACGUAAUUAUAGAACUGGGUGUUUAAAGGGUGUUUGAAGGUGCUACGGUCUUUAGAUAAUACUAAAAUACUUUGACACGAAGUGCGUACCAACACAAUAGCGAGAAUAGGCCGAGUGGGCCGGGUGGGCCGGCUGAUCGCUAGACGGACCCGCUCCGGCGGCCCUCGGCGCGUAGUUUGUUUCUCAUCGCGACUAGCACGUAAGCGCGCGUUUACCCUUCGUACGUACGCGUAAGGAUUUUCAUGUUCUCAAGGAAAGUGAAUGAAUAAAAUUACACUAUUCUACAUUUAUGAAAAACAACUAAUUGUAAUUCAAUUUCAAUGUGACACUGCUGUUUUUUAAUAAUAAAUGGAUACUGCAUACAUAUGAAAAUAUUGGUUAUACUUUCAAAAGAUUGAGCAAAACGUAGUUGUAAGUGUUGUGAUGGACAAACAUAGGAAAUUAUUUUAAAAUAAAAUUUGCAAAAAAUUCCGACAAAAAAUUCAAAGCAGAUCAGAUGCGAAAAGCACCAAAAAUCCUUCCUGCAUUGGUGGAGAUGGCAAAAGACAAGAAUUUAUUUUGUUUUGUAUAAUUCUAUAUAUUUAAUCGUUGUAAGUCAGUCAAUCUUAUCGCAAUGGGGUUGGAAUAGCUUUUCGUUGCCUCCGAUUCAAACACAGUAGACGCAAAAUUAGACUCACACACACACUCUCUUUCUCCGUCUACUAUUAUCUAACUAUAAAGUGAAUAUUAUCCACCUAUCUCUCUCUCUCUUUCUCUGAUUUUCAAAUUUAAAUAAUAUGUAUUUUAGCGGGCAUUUGUGGAGUAAGCAAUUACGUGAAAUCAAAUCAAUCGAAUCUCACAACGUGCAAGUUUCCUCAGCAAAACAAAAACUGAAAUCGUUUUACAACUAACUAAUUAAGUUCUGCACCAAGUGCAAGCGAAUGAUAAGAUAAACCGAUUGGGGUGCCAAACUACUGAAUUCUGCGACAGCCUCAAAUUGUAUCACAAAUAGACAAAAAUGCCCACGCUUGAAUCAAAAGACGGCGCCGACGACGACAACCUCCUCCUCUCUCACUCUUUCAUAUCUACUCUUCUGGUGACAAAAAGAAAAUCGAUAAAACAAAUAUAUAAAAAAAAUCUCACAAGAUAAUCAACAAAACUGUUUCCUAAUUGCUCAGACGAACAUUUAAAGUGUAAGGACGUUCCUGUGAUAAAUGAUUGCGAUUUCGUUACUUAAACUUAACUAUAUAAUUACUAGAGUUCAGUAACAACACAACUGGCGGCGGCGCCAGACACGAAGGAGGCGGGGUCGGCGCCGACUUGACGCACUUCCCAGCAAGCGACACGAACAUUCUGAGACGUGCUGUGAAAAAAAAGAAAGGGUCGGGGAUCAUCCCCGCCGAUUAAGCACUCAAAUUCUGCUGCUUUUUACGAGACAACCCUCGGCACUGAAACAAAUUUUUUUCUCACACCCACUGACGAAAAGAAAUGAAAAAAUAAUAAGAGAAAACUUGAGGAGAAGGGCGAAUGGGCAGGCAUUUUCGCGAAUGCUCAAAUAUCUUGGCUGUAGACGCGCGCGGUUCCUGCCGCGCUCUCGACGAUACAAAUCGCGCGAGCGACUUCUAAACUCACUGCAAUUAUAUAAUGGUAAAUAUUAUUACACGUCGCACUGUGCGUCCUAUUCUGUUAUGAUUCAUUCAUUUUUAUUCCCUAAGUUGAGAAUGACGGAAACAAAAAUAAUUAAGGGGAUUAGUCAAUUCAACAAUCGCGACCAACGACUUUUAUUUUCCGCGGUCCCUUCAUACUCUCUCUCUCUCUCUCUCCCUCUCUAUCUUAAAGGUUUUAACUUGCGCCAAACACACUCACUCACUUCUACCUGCUUCCCUCUCGAUAUUUAAAAGAUAAAUAAAUACUUAAUAAGCACUGACAAAAACAUAUGCUACAAACUAAGCAGGAAACUUGCAUUCGCACAAAAUUUUUUUAAAAAUACGUAGGUCGAUUUGCCUUUUUUGUUCUGCUCGAGUUUAAAAUUUUUAAAAUGUAUUGCGCGAAAACGUCCUUUCCGUUUGGAACGGCUCACAAAACAAAUCGAGUGCUAGAGGAGGGUUUUCCAUUUUUUUUUCAAGUCCUCUGAGACUCCGAAUAGUAUUGCUGUAAUUGUGAUCUGUUAAUUACAAAGACGAAAAUAUUUCUAAAAAAAAGGAUAAGAUGAAGCAAAAUUUUUUUAUUGCAAUUGGGCAUCGGAAAUGCAUCAAACCGCAAAUAAUAAACAAAAACAAAAAUACUGCGUGCGAUAUAUUUUUCGUGUUGUUUAUCGAUAUUGCGAGAAACGAACCGCUUGUGUAUCCACCAAUACUUGAUGUGCCCCCGAUUUUAAAAACACUGUGUUCCACUGGAUGAUGCUUAAACGUAAAUGAAUCAACUGAAAUACCAAAAAUCAAUAUCAUUGUUGCCAUUAAUAUAUACAUUAAAAGUAAUCAAUAAUCGACCAAGAACGAACAGCACAGCAACAAAACUGUUUCUUUCUGGUGUAGUUUUGCAUUCAAACUGUCUGUCACUCUGAUAUCUCGCAUGUUUCGAUUUUUCCACUCGUACACUAAACUUAUCAAGAGAGUGAUAUGGCCUAACCGGAAGGACAGUAAAAUAAAAAAGACAAGAAUUCGCUUUUCACACACACAGACCAAAAGAAUGUCACAGUUCCCAGGACCCAAGACUUAGUGCAAAUUUAAUUUGCACACGACUUUUCGACAUUUUGGCUGGACGAAAAUGGCAAUUCUUGGCGAACUCGGUUGAAUCAAAGUUGGCUGUUCCUUCCCCCAAAUCUCUGCCUAAAUUGUUUGGCUUGCACAAAAAUUUGGAUUCGAGCGGGCCGCUGAAUCGGCUGCAAGUCCGUCUCUAUAGCCUUAUUAGCACCUAUCUCACAGCUCGACCUUUGAUUCAAUAUGCAAAUCGACGACGAUAUGUUUUGUAUUAAUUCACAAACACACACGUCUCUCUCUUGAUAACAAAAAAAAAACAGCAAAAAACACGCGCGUAUAUAUUGUAUAACCUUAAACACGCCAUUGUCCCCUUCGAUCAUCGCUCGUGUAGGAUUGAUUGCGCGAUGGGCUAAUGUUUUAAUCUUAAGCUUGCUACACACAGACACACACACUAUACUUGCUACCCGAACGAGCAAGAACUUAAAUGAAUCCGCCGCGCGGCGGCACCCCUGCCCGCGCCGCUCGUUCCCUGCUCGACGGACGGGCAGGGGCGCCCUGCUUCCACCCUGGCGGUGCUCCUCUCGGCUGAUUUCGCUUACACACACAUUACACAUUCACCGUUCUGUUGUUUCCUUGAGUCAUGCGAUGAGAUGAUAAUAAUUGUAAUAAUAGGUAAUAUAUCAGUGUUCUGUUUGAAUUUUGUUUCCUAAUGUAUGGUCUGAGCAAGAAGCCACAUUGCGCGUGUUCACCGCUUGGCUGAAGAAAUUUUUGUUUAUUUAUCAAUUAUAUUGACAAAAGAGAGAUGAAUUAAUAUGAUAUAAGUAAUAAUUACAAAAUAAUCUACCAUCCUUUAUGUGUAAUGACCAGUACUACAAUGUAUGUUGCGUUGAAUAAAGGGUGUCUUUCAGUGUCAAAA
Molecule: messenger RNA, 16960 nt
Organism: Cloeon dipterum
Lineage: Eukaryota; Metazoa; Arthropoda; Insecta; Ephemeroptera; Baetidae
Gene: gw
Product: trinucleotide repeat containing adaptor gawky
Exons: 14
Coding region: 348-5021 (1557 amino acids)
Biological process (GO): positive regulation of nuclear-transcribed mRNA poly(A) tail shortening; miRNA-mediated gene silencing by inhibition of translation
Cellular component (GO): nucleoplasm; P-body
Molecular function (GO): RNA binding
Source: RefSeq, a predicted model, not a curated record